UUCAUCUUGCAUAAUCACAGUUCUUGUAGCGAAAAACCGCGAAAAAUGGAAAUGGAAAUGGGACUUAAACUAACAAGAGUUGCAAAUGAAUCCUCCUCUACUGAAUUCCAAUUUGCAAAAGACAGAGCUGGCCCUCUUUUCCAGUCUACAGAAACAGACACAAUGUUCAUCCUUACUGUCCAUUUGAAAGGUUAUAUACAAGAAAACAUUAAGGUUGAUAUUAAUGAAGAAGGGACUAUUAUCGCGAUAAGGGGUGAAAAAUCGAUUCAAGAAACUGUGAUGGUAGGGUGGAAAUUGAUCAAAAAAGAUGUAGAAGUUAGAAAAUUUAGUAAGGCUUUCAAGAUUCCAGAUGGGGUUAUCUUGGAUAAAAUUAAGGCUAAAUUUGAUGAUGAAAAAUCCAUAUUGACAGUUAAAAUGCCAAAGAAAGUAAAAGGGAUUCUUGGAAUUGAAUUUGUUGAAGUGAAGGAACAUGAAGAAUUGCCAUUUGUAGCUAACAAAAUUUCUAAAAAGGUCACAUUUAAAGAAGAUAUGGAUAAACCAAAAGCAGAGGAAAAUCAAGAAAAGGAGAAAGAAAUUGUGGAGAAUGUAUUAGAAAGCAUAGAAAAACCACGUGAAGUAGUCGAAAAACACGUUGUUAAGGAUGAAUCAAUACCAAAUGUAGACUCAAACAUCCAGAGCAACGAGCCUCGCGGAGAUUUUGUAGGUCAUGAUGAACCUGAAUCAUCGAGUUCGAGGGAUGAACAUAAAGAUGAUCAAGCUAGUGUAACAUCAAGGAAAAAGGAAGAUGACAAUGUGCCUAAGAAGAGCUCAAAAAUUUGUGUGCCUAUUGUUGCAGGAUCAGCCUUAAUAUUAUCUCUUGUUGUGUUUGUCAUUCAUCUCUUAAGAAAUAAGAAUCAAUCUGUGAAAAGAAAAGGUUAAA
Messenger RNA from Solanum verrucosum, 919 nucleotides. RefSeq lists its product as uncharacterized. The record is from RefSeq and is a predicted model, not a curated record. The coding region runs from base 46 to 918 and encodes 290 amino acids. Lineage: Eukaryota; Viridiplantae; Streptophyta; Magnoliopsida; Solanales; Solanaceae. The transcript has 2 exons.